GGGGGGCUUUCACCUGCGGCGGCGGUUUAGUUAUUACUCCAUUGGAGUGAGAUAGUUCUUAGGCUCCGCAUUAACGUCCAAAAUUCCGAUGAUGAUGCGCAGAGUCAUCUCAAGGGCGGCGAUUUCGUUCAAGCCCUCGCGAUUCCAUCGUUCGCAGUCGUCUCUCUCGCGAACCCUCGCCGAUGAGGAACCUGUUCUCCCCCAAAUGCCGCCGUUCGAUUACACUCCGCCGCCGUACACCGGCCCCACCGCGGAAGAGAUACUCAGCAAAAGGCAUAAGUUCCUCAGCCCCGCUGUCUUCCAUUUCUUCAACAAACCGUUGAAUUUGGUGGACGGAAAGAUGCAGUACUUGUUCGAUGAGAACGGUCGGAGAUAUCUGGAUGCGUUUGGGGGAAUAGCCACCGUUGGAUGCGGGCACUGCCAUCCCGACGUGGUGGAUGCUAUCGUUAAUCAAACCAAACGUCUGCAGCACUCCACUAUUUUAUACCUGAAUCCUGCCAUCGCCGAAUUUGCCGAGGCUUUGGCCUCUAAAUUCCCCGGCGACCUCAAGGUUGUUUUCUUUACAAAUUCGGGGACUGAGGCAAAUGAGCUUGCUUUGAUGAUGGCCAGAUUGUACACCGGCUGCCAUGAUGUGAUUUCGAUUAGGAAUGGAUAUCAUGGCAAUGCUGCUGGGACAAUGGGAGUCACUUCUCAAAGCAACUACAAAUUCAAUGUAGUCCAGACCGGAGUACACCACGCCCAGAAUCCUGAUCAAUACAGAGGAGUUUUCGGGUCGGAUGGGCUCAAGUAUGCAAGAGAUGUUAGUGACAUUAUAACAUACGGCACAUCUGGUCGUGUUGCUGCCUUCAUUGCUGAAGCCAUCCAGGGAGUUGGUGGGAUUAUGGAGUUGGCCCCGGGAUAUCUUCCAGCAGUGUACGAUGCGGUUAGAAAUGCCGGUGGCCUUUGCAUAGCAGAUGAGGUCCAAUCAGGGCUAGCCCGUACGGGCAGCCACUUUUGGGGAUUCGAGGCCCAUGGAGUUGUGCCGGAUAUCGUAACCAUGGCUAAGGCCAUCGGGAAUGGAGUGCCGCUUGGUGCAGUGGUGACUACUCCUGGUAUUGCCAAAGUCCUGACUCAACGAAACUAUUUCAACACCUUUGGUGGGAACCCGAUGUGCACGGCAGCAGGACUCGCCGUUCUCAAAGUAAUCGAAAAGGAAAACCUUCAAAGCAACGCCCUGGUCGUGGGAUCGUAUUUGAAGGAGCGACUUGCAUCCAUGAUGGGCAAAUACGAGCUUAUUGGAGAUGUUCGAGGCAGAGGCCUAAUGCUGGGGGUGGAAUUUGUGACGGAUCGCGGGAUGAAAACACCGGCCAAAGCUGAAACUGUUUGUGUCAUGGAGAAGAUGAAAGAGAUGGGCGUGCUGAUCGGGAAAGGCGGCUUCUUUGGCAACGUACUCAGGAUCACUCCGCCCCUCUGUUUCACCAAGCCUGACGCCGAUUUUCUGGCGGACGCUCUGGACUACACAUUGUCGAACAUGUGAAGUGUGAUUGUUUUGUUGUGCAAAUAAUGAAUGAAUGUGUUGGGAAUAAAGUGUUGACUUGGCUGAGAAGAUGAGACAUCACCUCGUUGUCUCUCUCUCUCUCACUCCUCCUAGACCAUGAUCUAUAUUAUACUAUAUUUUAAAUUAUAAUGGAGCAAAAUUCAUUUA
This is a messenger RNA of Andrographis paniculata, 1684 nucleotides long. Its product is annotated as alanine--glyoxylate aminotransferase 2 homolog 3, mitochondrial-like. Lineage: Eukaryota; Viridiplantae; Streptophyta; Magnoliopsida; Lamiales; Acanthaceae. Gene Ontology annotation, molecular function: pyridoxal phosphate binding; transaminase activity. The record is from RefSeq and is a predicted model, not a curated record. The transcript has 9 exons. Gene Ontology annotation, cellular component: mitochondrion. Bases 89 to 1516 code for a protein of 475 amino acids.